AAGAUGGCGCCUCCAACUGUCCCGCUACUUCCCGACAAGAGAAAUGGAACAAACAGUCACGGCUCCCCGGCCAGAACUAAAAAAACAACUGCGACAAACACAGACAAGAAGCCCCUGUUGAAUGGAAUUGCGUCGCCUUCACACUUGGUUGCGACCAUCAGCACCAACCCUGCCAGCAAACCAAUUGUGGAGGGAUUUUUGAAGACAGAUGACAGGAUGCGUUUAGCCAAAGAGAGACGGGAGGAGAGGGACAGAAGCCUUGCGGCACGGGAGCAGCUGAUCCGGGAGAAGGAGCGACGAUCUCAGCUGCAGUACGAGCGCACGGUGGAGGAGCGCUGGAAGCGGCUGGAGGAGCAGAAGCACAAGGAGGAGCUGCGCCGGGCUGCGGUGGAGGAGAAGCGAAGACUGCAGCUGGAGGAGGAGAGGGUCAGCUGAAUACAGAGCAUCCUAAGAAA
This is a messenger RNA of Hippocampus comes (tiger tail seahorse), 455 nucleotides long. RefSeq names its product MAP7 domain-containing protein 2-like. Gene Ontology annotation, biological process: microtubule cytoskeleton organization. Lineage: Eukaryota; Metazoa; Chordata; Actinopteri; Syngnathiformes; Syngnathidae. Gene Ontology annotation, cellular component: microtubule cytoskeleton. The transcript is spliced from 4 exons. The record is from RefSeq and is a predicted model, not a curated record. The coding region runs from base 4 to 435 and encodes 143 amino acids.